AUGGCGGCGCAAGCGGCAUUGAUCGCCGAUACAAUCACCGGCAUGAAAAGGGCCUUGCGCAGAGAGCGUGAGGACUCAGGCCCGGACGAUCCUAUCAUGCAACCGACAAACCGUGGGAACAAAAUGCAUGCUAAUGCGAAGUAUGUCCGUGAGGGCGCUAUGGGGUACAUUAAUGCCGAGGAUUUCUACAAGCAGAAGGUUGAUCAUGCUGGCUACACGCGCUACAUCCUUCAGUCGAACCCAAUUCGUUAUGAUUCGGAGGGGGACGAGCUUGAAGAGGAUGACGAAGAUUCCGAGGCCGAUGCUGCGGCCGCGGAAGAGAACCCAUUCUCUGGGAUCGCACUUGAGACUCUCUUGUGUCCCCUGAAGCAUCCUUCGGAACUCCCCUCCCAUCCUUCCAUGUCCCAACCCUACACGUCACAAGCCUUGGAGCAGAUGACAAAGGCUGUUGAUCUCAAACUUCGCCAGGAACGCGCUUUGCUAUGGCGUGCACGCAAUCUCCACAGGCAAUUCUUGGGUGACGGUAGUUGGAUGCCGUGCGGCGCACUCGAGACACCAGAUGAUCGCUGGAUCUUCGAGCCCAGGAUUGUCAGCAAUGACCCAAGCAUAUCUGCCAGUCAGCAAGGACUGAGUUUGAUCAAUUCUCCGUCUGUCAAUGGAGAUAUUGCUGCUCCGCACGAAGCGCCGCAAUCGGUUCCUGCCACAUUAGAAUCGACUGAAAACACCCAGGAACAGAACGAUGUGGAGAUGUCAGAGAUCCUGGCGACCCAUGAGGGUGAAACUAUCAACAACGAUGCGCAGGCUCUGCCCAAAGAGUUCAAAUCAGAAGAGACCGAUGCUACAGUCAAGGAUCUCCCACCCCACCCCACCGAGGCUUUUGCCAGUGAAAGCAACCAUGACGCAAACCAAGAGCCUAAUGGCAAGCACGAAAUGGACACAUCCAAAGACAGCGAACCCGCUCCAGAACUCGAUCGCAAUGAACAAGACGCCGAUAUGGAGGACGACGAAAUGCAUGACGGCUCAUCUCCAGAACCACCGCGGCGCAUGACAACUCGCGCGCGAGCCAACGCUACAAAUCCAAGCGACGGCAACCAAUCCCCCCUUUCAUCAGCCGACACAGCAAGCACUCUGCCAACACCACAUCCCCUUUUCCUGAUCCCAGAAAACGUUCGCCCAGACGCCAACUUCGGUCUCCCCGCUGCAGAAGCAGAAGAGACCCGUAGAUUGCUCUGGUCCUACAUUCAAAAACAGGAAGAGACUGUCCGUGGGUUUGAACACAUGUUCGACUCACUCAUCAAGGCCUGCCGCAUGAAAGGUGAUGUCUUGGAAUGGUGCAAGGCCGAGGGUCAUGUUGGUGAGAUGAGUGACGGAGAGGAUUGGUACGAUCGAGAGAAAUGGGGCCUUGCCGAGGGCGAGGAUUUGAAGAAGGGUACUGAUGAGGAUGAGGUCGAGACUGUUGAUGAGAGUCGUACCCAGGCGAAGAGAGGGAGAGGGAGACGACAGUAA
This is a messenger RNA of Penicillium antarcticum, 1506 nucleotides long. Its product is annotated as RXT2 domain-containing protein. The record is from RefSeq and is a predicted model, not a curated record. Bases 1 to 1506 code for a protein of 501 amino acids. The transcript is spliced from 4 exons. Gene Ontology annotation, cellular component: cytosol; Rpd3L complex. Gene Ontology annotation, biological process: negative regulation of rDNA heterochromatin formation; negative regulation of silent mating-type cassette heterochromatin formation. Lineage: Eukaryota; Fungi; Ascomycota; Eurotiomycetes; Eurotiales; Aspergillaceae.